ACAGUGCAGCAAAGCCUACAGGGAAGGAAAGUCUUCCGGAGCUGGACUUAAAUGACUUUAUGCAAGCUAAAACUAUUUUCCUUGUGGUUUUGCUGUAGUGAGUUUCUGUGACAUACUGCUGGUAGAUUUAAUGCAUUGAAGAUCAGCUUCACUGUUGCUAGUUGUGUAAAAUGAUGCAGAUUACAGAUUUCAAGAACAACCGAUCUUCCCUGUUCAAUGCUCUAAACAGAUUUAUCACAGCAGUUACCGUCAUGGGUGAAACUAUCAUGGUGCCAAGUUUACUGUUGGAUCUCCCAGUGGAAGAAGAGGACAAUCACAGCGAAAGCAAUGUCUCCAAACAAAGGGACAUGUACGAAAACUACUUGCUCCUGAAGUCCAUCAGAAAUGAUAUUGAGUGGGGUAUUCCCAAUGAACAAAUAAAAUCCGAUCUAGAGUCCAGAAAAGCCAGAGAGGAAGAUACUGAUUCUGGAGACCUUCAAAGACUAUUCCACCACCAUGUAAAUGGACUUUACAAUGUCCUCUCCAAGCUUACACUGCAAGCUAAUCAUCUAACCAACCGGUAUACAAGAGAACUGGGUAUUAAUGACUUGGGGAGAUGAAAACCGAGACUUUACCAGGUUUCGAUAGGAUGGUAUCAAACUGAAAAUUGCAGUCCUGGUUGUCUCUAAUCUGGAUCAGUUUAUAUUUUAGUAUAUAAUUCCUCUCAAGAGUUUACAGUUUAGAAACUCGGUCUUGGCUGAGAAGACACAUUGUUUUUCGAAUGGCAGGUGAUUGACUUUCCUCUUUCAAAAUGCAGGUUUCAGUUUUGUCCUUUAGAUCUCAUGUUUUUUAAUGAAUGCUGCUUUUUCUGUAAAAAUGAAUUAAUUCUAAAGUGAAUGUUUUGGCAGGAGAACAAAUGA
Messenger RNA from Carcharodon carcharias (great white shark), 899 nucleotides. Its product is annotated as mid1-interacting protein 1-B-like. The transcript is spliced from 2 exons. Gene Ontology annotation, biological process: regulation of lipid biosynthetic process. Bases 171 to 599 code for a protein of 142 amino acids. Lineage: Eukaryota; Metazoa; Chordata; Chondrichthyes; Lamniformes; Lamnidae. The record is from RefSeq and is a predicted model, not a curated record. Gene Ontology annotation, cellular component: cytosol.